This is a messenger RNA of Ostreococcus lucimarinus CCE9901, 285 nucleotides long. RefSeq lists its product with no specific name. Gene Ontology annotation, molecular function: RNA binding. Gene Ontology annotation, cellular component: U5 snRNP; precatalytic spliceosome; pICln-Sm protein complex. The transcript is spliced from 2 exons. The annotation marks the transcript as partial. Gene Ontology annotation, biological process: spliceosomal snRNP assembly; RNA processing. NCBI's taxonomy places the organism in Eukaryota, Viridiplantae, Chlorophyta, Mamiellophyceae, Mamiellales, Bathycoccaceae. The record is from RefSeq and is a predicted model, not a curated record.
CUCGGCAAGGGCGUCGGCGUGCCGGUGAAGCUGCUGCACGAGAGCGAGGGACACGUCGUGACGGUGGAGCUUAAGACUGGGGAAACGUACCGAGGGCAGCUCGUGGAGAGCGAGGAUAAUUGGAAUUGUCAAAUGACGGAUGUCACGCACGUCGGUCGCGACGGGAAGGAGAGUAAGAUGGAACACGUGUACAUUCGUGGGUCGAAAGUGCGAAUGAUGGUGAUUCCGGACAUGCUGAAGCACGCGCCGAUGUUCAAGAGAAUCGAUCCGAAGUUUGAUCCGAAG